AUGGAGCAGAAACCCAACAGAAAGAAGUUUCUCUUUCCAAAAAUUAUAGGAGCAAAGGAUGGGAAUGCCUUGUCAAGGCAUAGUGCCGAGUCCUCCAUCAACUCCACAGUUGAUUUGAAAGAGUCCCCAGAGAGGUCAUCAGUGGCUUCCCCGUCAGCAUCAUCCUCAUCCUUCUUCAAAAGUCUUUCCGAAAGUAGAAGUCUAAAAUUCAGCGGCUUCAGCUCUCCUCCAACAACUACUAAUACCCAUAUAGAAGCUUUCAGGGUGUUUGCAGCCACAUGGAAUGUAGCUGGAAAGACCCCGGGCAUGGGUCUCAAUCUUAAUGAUUUCUUGCCCUCUGAUGACUACUCAGACAUUUAUGUGUUAGGGUUCCAAGAAGUCGUCCCCCUCAACGCCGGCAACGUCCUUGUGAUCGAGGACAACGAGCCGGCGUCGAGAUGGCUCGCCCUCAUCAACCAGGCGCUGAACCGGCCCUCACCGACCUCCGACGCCUACGCCUCAGCCAUUUCCGAUGCUGCUGCAGCAAGCUUCUCGUUCAGCGGAUCCGUAGACACGACGGCCUCUGCAUCCCCGGUCUCCGCUCUCCAAACGCCCAGCUCCAGCCCCCUCGACCCGUCGCGGUUCCACAAGGCCUCCAACAGAGAGAUCCGCCGCGCCGCCAUCACUCGCGGCCGCUGGCUCAAGACGUGCACCUGCCCGGCGGAGCGGCCUCGGAGUCGGAGGUCGUACAGGGCGCCGUGCCUGAUGGGAUGCGGCAAGAACGCCGACGCCAUCGAGAGCGACACGACGACGUCGGAUGAGGAGGACGACGAGGUCAGAACCAGCAGCUUCGCGGUGUCCGACGUGAAGAGCCCGGCGGCGCCGGUGGUGGCGAGCCGGCGGGAGAGGUACUGCCUUGUUGCCUGCAAGCAGAUGGUGGGUCUGUUCGCGACGAUGUGGGUGAGGAGGGAGUUGGUGCCGCACGUCGGCCAUGUCCGGUUCUCCUGCGUCGGCCGCGGCAUCAUGGGCUACCUCGGCAACAAGGGGUGUAUCUCUGUUAGCAUGUCGCUGCACCAGACGAGCCUGUGCUUCGUGUGCAGCCACCUGGCGUCGGGGGAGAAGGAAGGAGACGAGCUCAGGAGGAACUCCGAUGUCGUCGAGAUCCUCAAGAACACGCAAUUCCGCAGGCUCUGCAAGAGAUCAGGCCGCAGGAUUCCCGAGAGAAUUCUCGACUAUGACCGUGUGAUCUGGCUCGGUGAUCUGAAUUACCGGAUUGCUCUGAGCUACCCGGAAGCCAAGAAGCUCGUCGAGGCCAACGACUGGGGUACUCUCUUUGAGAAGGAUCAGCUCAAGACUGAAAGGGAGGGUGGAGUUUUCAGAGGGUGGAACGAGGGCAAGAUUUUCUUUGCUCCCACAUACAAGUACUCAUGGAAUUCCGACAACUAUGCUGGUGUGACCGGAUUCUCUGGUAUUGAAGGGAUAGUGCAACUGUCCUACAUCAAUGGAGAGUCGAAAUUUUCAGACCAUCGUCCUGUCUGCAGUGUGUUCAUUGUCGAGGUUGCGGUUCCCGGCAACAAACUCAUCAAGUUUGCAUCAGGUCCCAACAUGAAAGUUGGCGUGGAAGAACUCCUAUUUGCCCCCUUGUAG
Messenger RNA from Miscanthus lutarioriparius, 1626 nucleotides. The record is from the annotation of a GenBank genome assembly. NCBI's taxonomy places the organism in Eukaryota, Viridiplantae, Streptophyta, Magnoliopsida, Poales, Poaceae.